UCCAGCUUUAGCCUCCAAUUGUGCAGGUUUGCAUUUUUCGCCAUGCUGACGCAGCCCGGGCCCAGAUAAAGCGGUGACUGGCCAGGACUUAAGGCCACAGUUACAUUUCUCUGGUCGCUGCCAGUUCAUGUCGAGUUUAUUAUUUGAUAUCGCUAUGCCUCUGAAGAACGUUCUGGUGACGGGAUGCUCAUCGGGAAUAGGCCUGGCCAUUGCUGCCAAGCUGGCCAAGGAUGAACAGAGGAGAUUCAAAGUUUAUGCAACAAUGAGAAAUCUGUCUAAGCAGGACGACCUGGUGAAGGCCACAGAGGGAUGUUUGGGGAAGACCCUGGAGAUCAAGCAGCUGGACGUGUGCAGUGAAGAGUCCAUCAAGGACUGUGUGAACAGCAUCCAGGACCGCAGGGUGGACAUUCUAGUCAGUAACGCCGGCGUCGGCCUCAUUGGACCCAUCGAGUGUCAAAGCAUCGAAGAGAUGAAGACUGUGAUGGACACCAAUUUCUUCGGCCUGGUCAGACUACUGAAGGAAAUCCUCCCAGACAUGAAGAGGAGGAAGAGCGGCCACAUCGUGAUCAUCAGCAGCGUCAUGGGAAUCCAAGGUAUUCUGUUCAAUGACGUCUACGCCGCCUCCAAGUUCGCCGUUGAAGGAUUCUGUGAGAGUCUCGCUAUUCAGGCGCUGAAGUUCAAGCUCCAGUUGAGCCUCAUCGAGCCCGGACCGGUGAUCACUGAGUUUGAAAAGAAAGUUUUCGAGGACGGAAUGAAGAUGGAUCUUUCUGCGGCCGACAAGGAGACGGCGGAGAUGUUUACGGACGUCUACCUAAAGAACUACAAGUCAAUCUUCCAAAGCCUGGGUCAGACGGCUGAAGACGUGGCGGAGCAUACCAUGAAGAUCAUUCUGGCUGAGAACCCGCCGUUCCGUCACCAGACGAACAAUCUGUACACGCCGAUGACCACUUUAAAGUACGCCGACCCCAACGGGGACCUCCCCAUCGACACCUUCUACAAGAUGGUCUUCCAGCACGACAAGAUCUUCAACGCCAGCCUAAACUUCAUCAAACUCCUGAGAUGGAGGAGUAAAAAGAGCUUCGACCUGGGCAAACCGCCAUCGUAAGACGCCGAGAGGAGCCGCGACAAUUUAACGAUCACUUUCUAUGCAUUUUCUAUUGAGUUUAACCGGUGGCGCCGGAGACUGCGGCCGCGAUUGGUUAUAGAACUGCGCUAGAUAUCACGUUACUCUUCCUAUCAUGUUGGCCUAUUGUAGUAGAACCAAAAAAUGGCGUCUCAUGGUCACCGAGGACAUUAAAUUAUAAUGCGUCUCUAUGGUUACGAUAGGGUGUGGUGGGCGGAGUCACCCAUUGACCACCAUUGCCCCCCCCCCCCCCUUCUUGGCUUUCUCCACUUUUAGUAUGGCCCAUGUG
Hyla sarda is the source of this 1412-nucleotide messenger RNA. Its product is annotated as retinol dehydrogenase 8-like. Gene Ontology annotation, molecular function: estradiol 17-beta-dehydrogenase [NAD(P)+] activity. The record is from RefSeq and is a predicted model, not a curated record. Gene Ontology annotation, biological process: estrogen biosynthetic process. The transcript has 6 exons. NCBI's taxonomy places the organism in Eukaryota, Metazoa, Chordata, Amphibia, Anura, Hylidae. Gene Ontology annotation, cellular component: cytoplasm. Bases 128 to 1105 code for a protein of 325 amino acids.